Molecule: messenger RNA, 1413 nt
Organism: Paramecium sonneborni
Lineage: Eukaryota; Ciliophora; Oligohymenophorea; Peniculida; Parameciidae
Source: the annotation of a GenBank genome assembly
AUGAAAAAAAGUAUGGAUCAAUAAAGUCCAAAAUUUAUCAGAUAUCUAAUUUUAUUACUUGCAUGUAUAGCAUUAGUAAACAUAAUGAAAAUAAAAUAGUAUGGGAAUAUGUUUAUAUUCGAUCAACCAGCAUUAUUAAAGGAAUAAAUAAUGUAAACUUAUAGUCCAAAAUAUGGAGAAAGUUUAACAAGUUUCUAUUUCAGUUUUAUGUAUUCAUUUUAUUCGAUUCCAAAUAUAAUAUUACCAUUAGUUGGUGGUUUUAUGAGUGAUGUAUUUGGUAUAAUAGAAAUAUAAUAAUAAAGGUUAUAGAAAGAUGUCAUUGAUAUUUAUGUUUUUUGUGAUAGCAGGUUAAGGAUUCAUAUAUUUUGGAAGUUCAGUUGAAAAUCUUAAAUAUAUGAUUUUAGGGAGAUUUAUGUUUGGAUUGGGUGGUGAAUCUCUAUUUGUAGCAAGUUCAAUAAUAAUAAAUAAAUGGUUUGUUGGAAAAGAAUUAUCCUUUGCUAAUGUAAUAUAUGUUAGUAUAUAAAAUAAGUCAUUAAAUUUGAGUUUAAUAAGAAGUGCAACAGUUUUAGGAACAUAUAUAUCUCCAAGAAUUGCUGAGAAAUCAGGAAUGACAACAGCUUUUGGAGUAGGAUUUGGUAUUACUUUAUUAUCUGGAUUGGCUCUAGUGAUAAUGAAUUUUAUUGAUUCAUAUACAGAGAGAAUACAAAAAAGAAAUUUAUAAAAAACAGAAGGAUUAUUGGAUAAUAGUAUUUAAGUAAUGGAUUUUGGAGAACUUAUAAAAUAGAUUUUAGAUGAUAUUGCAACAUUUCCUAAAGUAAAAUACACAAAUGAAUCAAUUUUUAGAUUUUCUGGAUAUUGACUUUAAUAAUGACUACUUUUUAUACAUCAGUCCUAAUUUUUAUAUCUUUUUCAAGUGGCAUAAUAAUUGAUUUAUGGUUACCUGUAGAUGCAUCUGUAGAAUAAAACUAAGAAGUAGCUGGUGAAUUAAUGGGAAUCCCAUAUUUAUGUUGUACAUUUCUAAGUCCAUUUAUUGGAUUUAUGGUUGAUAAAGUUGGAUAAAGAAUUAAAUUUCUAGCUAUAGGAUGUGCUUUAGUAUUUUUAGGUCUUUUAUUGAUGCUAUUAUUUUAUCCAAUCUAUUGCAUGAUAGUUUUAGGAUUAUCAUAUGCUCUAUUUGCUAGUACAAUAUGGACAAGCAUUGCAUUUGUAGUUAAAUAAAAACAAUUAGUAAUAUUAUAUUAUAUAAAGGGGCACAGCAUAUGGUGUUAUGAAUUCUGUUUAAAAUUUUGCUUUCUUUGUAAUGCCAUUAUUUAUAGCAUUUAUUUCAGCAGAAGCAUCAUCUUAAAUUUCAGUUGUUCUAUUCUUUUUAAUACUUGCUUGUUUGUCUUUAAUUAUUGCUAUCUAUUUAUAUAUUGA